GAGCAAUGCAGCAGCAGCAUUUGUUUUUGCUCUCCGCUGGCUGUGCUUUUGCCACCUUUGUGCUGCUUAUUUCGUGCAAAAAAUUAUUAAUAAAAUAUACACUGUAAGAAACUUAAAUACGACUUAAUACACUGGAAAUAAUGCUCGCGCUGUUGUGUGUUGUGUGGCCGCCACUGUUGCUGCAACGUCCUCUGCUGCUGUUUGCUGUGCUGUUGCUUCCGCCUGCAACGCAGCGGGCAGCGACGUCAAAGUGCGCGCAUUAAAUAUUUAGAAAGAGACAGCUGCGUAGCUCUCCCAUGCAUUUAUCGGGUCCUAUGUCUACCUGCCGAGAACUUUGAUUAUGUGGAAACGCUCGCUCAAAGUACUAGUAGCCCUCAUCUUGAGCUUGAUGUUCACCCUCUCCCUAGUGAAGAUUGUUCUAUUGAUCUGGACCUCGUAUCCCCCCGCCUGGCUGCAACGCUACACCGACGCCGAGCGCCCCCUGCCCACCGUUGACGAAUGGCUGGAUUCCGAGCAAUUGUCCGGCUACAAACAGUUAUUUCGCGAUAAAGGGAUCUCCUCGCUGUCGAGCUGCGGGGACCCGGAACGUUUGCCGGAACUGCCGCCGUUGGACGAGCAGCGACUGCAGCGAGCGGCUCUGCAUCUGCAGCAGAAGCUGAUACUGCGCGAAUGGCUGAGGGACCAUCGCAUGCAGCAUCAUUACCAGCGGCUGCUGGGCGUUGAGGUGGCCUCCCUGGAGGACGUCUACUGGCUGGAGGAUUCGCGGGCGAGCAGCAUUUUGGGCAAGGACUGGCACCUGUGGUCCUCGGCGCGACAGAAUCUGCCCACAUCCAAGUCGCAGCUGGACGCACUCAAGGCGCAGCUCUGGUCGACGGUGGUCAAGUCGAGCCAGCACCAGGACGCCUGGACAUGGGGUGGCAUGCUGGUGGUGUCCGUUUCCGUUGCCGGCCUGGUUACCCUCGCAGCCAUGACCCAGCCCUCGCUGGCCCCCGAGGCCCGCCACUCGCUGCUGCAGUACGUCACGGGAAAGUAUCUGCUGCCCGCCAACUGCAAGGUGCAGUGGGACUGGAAGGAUCCGGCCCGUGUCGGCGGCACCAUGUGCUUUGUGGUGCGCUUCUUUCAGCGCAACGGCCAGCCCUAUCCCAUCUGUGAUACGGACCAGUUCUUCGUGGAGGUCACCGAGGGCACACGCAAGGUGGUGACCAUCAGCGAGCUGGGCUCCUCCACCGAUCCCAACAAUGCCAAUAUCGCCAAGGUCAAGUUCACCGUCCGCACCGCCGGCCAGUACAAGAUCUCUGUGCUCAUUGGGGCCAGCCACAUAGCUGGGUCGCCCUUCUUGCGCAACUUCCUGCCGGGCUGCAUCGAUGCCCGCCGGUCGCGCUUCAUCCGUCCCGCCAGCACCGUCAUUUGCUGUGCCGGAUCACCCACCCUGAUGCACAUCGAGCCCAGGGAUGAGUUCGGCAAUGCCUGCCUCUUCGAUCAGUCCCAGUCGGAUGACGCGCUGCAGGGCUAUCAGGUGGCUGUUUAUGAUCUGCAUGGCGUGGCCGUGGAGAAGCUGCACCAUGCCAUUGCCUUCAACUAUGACAGAGUCAACUCCCGGGUCUCGGUCACAGCGCUCUUUCCCGAGCCCACAUGCCUCAGGGCUGUGAUCAGCUACAAGGAUCAACAGCUGCCAAACGGAGACUUCGACAUCAUUGUGCUGAGCAGCAGCGACACCACGCUGGUGCACAAGAACAUUGCCUCGCGCAAGCACAACAUUUGCUAUGAGGCCAAGCUGCUGAGUGUGUUCGGCUCCUCGAAGAGCAAGCCGCGCAAGGUGCUCUGCUAUGUGGGACCCAAGCAGGCUCAGAACUCGCUGAUCUUUCAGGUGACCAUCAAGGAGAUGAUACUGAAGUUUAUACCCAAGCGGAUUGCCACCUUUCGGCUGUGUCCCUCCACCAAGUUUCACUUUCUGCCGCAGCUGGUCUCGCAGCUGCACGGGCCCGUCUUCAUCAUUGACGAUGGGGCACAGCCAAGGAUUGAAUUGGCCUCGAAGGAUCGCAAUAUCAUAGCGGCCACAUUCACGCACUUUCUGCUGAAGAACAUUGGCGGCUCGGAGACGUUCAAGGACAAGCAGGACUUCUUCUAUCACGAGGUGCGCAAGUUCCAUGCCAGCUACUACCACGAGAAGAUGGCGCUCAAGGUGCAGCGCGAAAAGAUACUCGAGAGCAGCAUGAAGGCCACCAAGGGCUUCUCCGUGUCCGAUUGGUGUGGCAACUUUGAGGUGACAUUCCAGGGCGAGCAGGGCAUCGAUUGGGGCGGGCUGCGUCGCGAGUGGUUUGAGCUCGUCUGCAGUUCGCUCUUCGACGCUCGCGGCGGCCUCUUCUGCACAUUCCAUGACAAGCAUCAGGCGCUCGUCCAUCCGAAUCCCACACGCGCCGCACACCUGAAGCUGAAGCACUUUGAGUUUGCCGGCAAGAUGGUGGGCAAGUGCCUCUUCGAGAGCGCCCUGGGCGGCAGCUAUCGCCAGUUGGUCCGCGCCCGCUUCAGCCGUUCGUUUCUGGCCCAGCUCAUAGGUCUGAGGGUGCACUACAAGUACUUUGAGCAGGACGAUCCGGACUUGUAUCUGUCGAAAAUCAAGUACAUUUUGGACACUGAUCUCGAUGCCACAGACACGUUGGAGCUGUAUUUCGUGGAGGAGCUGUACGAUGCCAGCAAUGGACAGCUGAGCAAGACCAUUGAGCUCAUUCCGAAUGGCGCCAAAACGCGGGUCACCAAUGCCAGCAAGAACCAGUACUUGGAUUCCCUGGCACAGCAGCGAUUGUGCAACAGUGUCAAGGACGAGGUGGACAGCUUUCUGAAGGGCCUCAACUCUAUAAUUCCCGAUAAUCUUUUGAGCAUUUUCGAUGAGAAUGAACUAGAGCUGCUCAUGUGCGGCACUGGGGAGUACUCCAUCAGCGACUUCAAGUCCCAUCACAUUGCCAAUGGCAAUUCGUCGGAGUUCCGGCGUGUGCUGGCCUGGUUCUGGGCCGGAGUGAGCAACUUCAGCCAGACGGAGAUGGCCCGCCUGCUGCAGUUCACCACGGGCUGUUCACAGCUGCCGCCCGGCGGAUUCCAGGAGCUGAAUCCACAGUUUCAGAUCACGGCUGCACCCACAUUUGGCAAUCUGCCCACGGCGCACACUUGCUUCAAUCAGCUGUGCCUGCCGGACUACGAGAGCUACGAGCAGUUCGAGAAGUCGCUGCUGUUGGCCAUCAGCGAGGGCAGCGAGGGCUUUGGCAUGGUCUAAAAAUGGCAGAAAGGAAGGAAAAUCGAAGCAAAAUGGAAAAUGGAAGGAUGGAAAUGUAAUUUCACGCAUUUUAAAGUUUUAGUUUUAAGUUCAUUUGCUGUGUCUGCUGCGACUGUGUUCCUCUCUCUCCCUCUCUUUGAGCGCUUUAUAUGUAUGUCAUGGUAGAUGCUAAGAGUUAAACUAUAACUAGUCUGUAAGUCUGCCUAGGGAUUAGAAUUGAACGAAAUUUUGAUUUGCUUUUCCCCGCCCCCGGCCCCCCGUUGAAAACUCGAUAUUCGAUAUGCGAUAUUUUAUGUGCGUGGGUGAGCAAUAAUUAGUUACGGAUUAGUUACGGAUUAGCCCGAAGAUGUAUUGAAGUAGUUUUUGAGUCGAGUCGAGUCAAAACAAAUGCAAAUUAAAACUGAAUAUAUAUCAUCAUCAAAAAGAAUGUGAUAAUUGUAUUAUAAAGUAAUGCAACCUAAGCGUAAAGGGAAACCAAACAACUUUUAAGCCAACCCCCCUCUCUCGGGUGUACCAACUAAAACCAAAAACUAAUUUAGUUUUUAAUUGUUAGCUGGCGCUGUGUGUAAAACUCAACAACUGAAAACCAAAGCUAAAACGGAAACACUAAAACUUUGUAGCAUAUUGUACGUAAAAAUAAACAAACAAACAAACAAAAAACACACAGAAUAUUUGUAAAAUUUAAAUACGAAUCAAUAUCCAUAGUCAAACGCAAAAAACAUACACUAAAAAGCAAUGUUAAUAUGCAUUUCCUCUAACAAAAUAUACAACAGCAAAAAUACGACACAAAAAAAGUAAAUAUUGAAUAAAAAACAAAACAAAAUAUAAAUGUUGCCAAAUUCUGGCACAAAAAAAACUUCAAAUGGAAAUCCGCCCCUCCCUCUGUGCCCCUGCCCCCUGCUAUACCCUUCCCCUUCUAUAAGCAAUACGGAAGCAAAAAUGUUUAAUUGUAGUUUUUAAAUGUUGUUGAAAAAGCAAAGCAAAAAUCAAACAAAUCAUAUACUUAAAAACAAAUAUAUAUAGAAAUUGUAAUGGAAUUGUAGUUGUUGAAGGAACUCUAAAAAGAAAAAAAAAAAACAAAACGAAAACGAAAAGCUUACGAUACGAGUAUAUAUCACGAA
Drosophila obscura is the source of this 4389-nucleotide messenger RNA. RefSeq names its product apoptosis-resistant E3 ubiquitin protein ligase 1. The record is from RefSeq and is a predicted model, not a curated record. The transcript is spliced from 8 exons. Gene Ontology annotation, biological process: proteasome-mediated ubiquitin-dependent protein catabolic process; positive regulation of protein catabolic process; negative regulation of apoptotic process. NCBI's taxonomy places the organism in Eukaryota, Metazoa, Arthropoda, Insecta, Diptera, Drosophilidae. Gene Ontology annotation, molecular function: ubiquitin-protein transferase activity. Bases 341 to 3268 code for a protein of 975 amino acids.